AUGAACACGGUUCUCUUCGUUACGCUCGCUGCAUGCGCAGUGUUCUGCAUCGUUUUCGCUCAGCCUCCUCCUGGAUGUCAACGGCCACCUAAACCAGAAUUCCUCGACAAUGCCAACGAGACCGUUCGCAAAGAAUUUUUCGCCAUCGUUAAAAAACACGGUGUGCCACCAGAGCAGAAGAGGGAACAAGUGAUUAAUUGGGCAAAGAAAUAUGGACUUGAGGAACAAGCAAAGCAGCACGAAGAUAAGGUGCACGAGGUGAUGAGCAAAAAUGGUCCCAAUUGCAAGCCGCCUUUUCUACCGGAUUACCUCAAAAACGCCAACGAAACCGUUCGUAACGAGUUCUUCGAAAUAGCCAGAAACCAGGCUGUGCCACUUGACCAGAGGAGAGAGCAGGUCAUUCAAUGGGCAGCGAAAUAUGGACUUGAGGCGCAAGCAAGGGAGCACGAGGAGAAGGUUAAGGCUAUGAUGGAUAAG
Molecule: messenger RNA, 477 nt
Organism: Ostertagia ostertagi
Lineage: Eukaryota; Metazoa; Nematoda; Chromadorea; Rhabditida; Trichostrongylidae
Source: the annotation of a GenBank genome assembly